Messenger RNA from Amorphotheca resinae ATCC 22711, 2519 nucleotides. RefSeq lists its product as hypothetical. The record is from RefSeq and is a predicted model, not a curated record. The transcript is spliced from 3 exons. NCBI's taxonomy places the organism in Eukaryota, Fungi, Ascomycota, Leotiomycetes, Helotiales, Amorphothecaceae. Bases 225 to 2201 code for a protein of 658 amino acids.
CUACCGCGGUAGGUGGAGGCACACGAGCAAGUGCAAUGGACCUCAUCCACUCCACCUCCCUCCCUUCGUACUCUCACGGUUGAAGAUGGUAUGGAAAGAGAACUGCUGAACACCGACAGUAACACCUGAACAUUCUCCUUUGUGUAACCGAGGCCACUUUCAAGUGCCGUAUCCGGAUAUCCCGAUGCCUUGAAGACUCCUCGAGGUCAGCGAGGAUCUGAAAAAUGAGCGAGAAUUAUGAUCCUGGACCCGGGGUAGUUCCUGACUCUCUAUAUUCUACGGUUCUCCUGUCACAAAGAGAUCUGGGGCUACAAGUCCCUAUAAACUACGUUACUACUCCUGGAGUUUCUUUCUCAGCCGCUUGUUUUCCUCGUCUCAGAUAUGAGGACGACAAUUCGGCUGACUGUCUUUCGAAUCUACUUGCUGUUGGCUUCCGCAGGUUCGAGAUAGACUUGUAUUGGGACCAAUGGAGACAGGUAUGGAGUUUCUGUCCGGUGACUGUACCGUCCUCCGUCCCAAAUGCAGAUACUGGGACGAGGACAACCAUGGACACCAGUCCCAGCGCUCUUUCUGCUGUGCUGUCUGCUGAGGCACCCAUCUCCUCAUUCCCGCUGUCCUCGCUGGCUUCCACAUCCAGCCCUCCUUUGUCCACCGGAAUCCUUGCCCGGCAGGCUACCUCGACUCCCUCUUCGAGCUUGGAAACCCCUUCUGCGCAGACUAGCCCGACAACUGCUAGCCCGACGAACAGCGCUGAAACUUCUCUCGGACAGACCCUUCCCAGCAUUUCUAUUCUCCCAAACACUUCUAAUGAACCACUGGUCUCGAUUGGGCCUUACGUCUGUACCACCAGUAUCACUUUGUCCACAUUCAUAACUCAGCUCUUGGACUAUAUACAAAAAACCCAGAAUACUAUUGGGGCUCAUCUGCUCUACGUUGAUCUCAAUAUCCAUGCGGCUGCGAAUUCUUCGUCGCCAACCUCGCCAGCUCCCAGGCCUUCAGGCCUACCUCAACCGCCAGACUUACUGGGAACACUCUUCGAAGCGAAUCUUUCUGCAUACAUGUACACUCCGUCGAACCUGAUGUCGGAACGGGCAAAUAUCAACGGAUCGUGGUACACAGUUCCCGAAAUCCACCGCCCUGCCCAGGCUUUCUACAUCACGGAGACUAACGAGUAUGGGAUCGCUUCGACUGAUGAUGGAUGGCCGUCUGAGGGAUACAUCGAGUUCUCGAAAAGCAAACGGUUAUUGCUCGGUUUUGGCACUGUUGAUCCUCAGAUGUCUGGAUACAACUUCACUGGAGACGACAGUACCAUUUUCCCUCGCGGUUACAUACUGGACAAUCAACCGGACGUCGAUGCAACUGAUUCUGGACGAGUCACCAAUGGCUGCUUUCUCCAUAACAAUACAGAGGACUUAUCUCGAGUCAAUUCAUCUUGGGCCAUAGCCACAACCCUUUCCAACUUCGAUUAUCCCACCUCUCCCUCGGCUGAUAUCCUUCCGCUCCUCAACCUGACAACCAACCUCACGAACUGCGGUAUCUCGCCCGUUCUCAACGUCACGCUAUUGAAUUCUACAGCCCAUGACAACUUUGUCCCUUACCAGAACUACUCCUACGCAACAGUUUGGUCUUGGGCGCCUGGCGAACCCAAAAAUGCCUCCUCCGGUGACGGUUCCGAUUCCCUUUUCCGCUGCGCAUCUGCAAACGUCGACCUCGCCGGCCGCUGGGUCGUCAAUGACUGUUCCAACAAAUAUUACGCUUCGUGUCGGGCCGUAAAUCAGCCUUACAAUUGGACCAUUACAACCUAUCCUAUCUCUUACUCUUACGCCAACCAAGCUUGUCCGGAAGGGUAUAACUUCGCAGCCCCGCGGACCUCGCUGGAGAAUAGCUAUCUGCUGCAAGCGAUGAUCCUUUCCCAUCGAGAUUUCGACGGGCAUGGUGCCUGGGUUGAUUUCAAUAGCUUGGAUACGAAGGGUUGCUGGGUGUCUGGGGGCCCGAAUGCAACGUGCCCGUAUACGGAGAGUCUUGGCGACCAUGAUUAUCUAUAUAGAAAAUAUGUCUUGGUACCAACCGUAGCCGCUAUCAUUGUCCUCGUCAUCUCGGGCCUGACCGUGUUCGUCAAAGUCGCGGGAAACCGAAAGGUCAGGAAGAGAACGAGGAAGAGAGCGGAUAACGGAUUCGUAUAUGAAGGUGUCCCGUCUUGAGACGGCGAGGACUAGCUUGUGCCGGGAUAGGGUGUAGUAUAUACAUGUACUAUUAUACGAAUCACGAUUUGAAGGAUGGGAAGAUCCACGGAAUGUUUAUGUUUAUGUUUAGAUAUUGGCGUGUGGGGUUUGAGUGUCCGAUGGCGAUUUGCUUCGAGCUGGAGAUGCCUAGAGGACAUCUUUGAUCACUUGGGCCCGCCACCGCCGCGGUGCGAUGUGCAACGAAAGUCUUAAGCUAUAGCCAGACUUCAUUGCUUCGAAAGGGAUCAUAUAAGCAUCUAUACUUCAAAUAAAAUUCCUAUAUGGAUGAGAAAUCCG